CACGGUGCGUCGUCACGAAAGGGUUAUUUCAUAGCUCAAUGGUCUGACACUCAGAUGCCUUUUUCAAAAACAACAUCUGUCGCUCAGCUGAAGAGUAGGCCUAGUGUUAGGAAUGCCGAAGAAGUUCCAGGGCGAGAACUCCAAGGCGAUGACUGCCAAGGCCCGCAAGGCAGAGGCCAAAGCUGUGGAAGACUCCCGCAAGAAAAAGGAGCUGGAGGAUGCUUUAUGGCAGGAGAACGAUAAACAUGUCCUGAAGAAAGAACAGAGGAAGGACGACAAGGAGAAGAAGCGCCUUGAGGCCCUGGAGAGAAAGAAAGAGAACCAGCGGCUCUUGGAUGAGGAGGCUGCAAAGAUUAAGGGCAAGGCCAAGGAGGCGGCUGCUGCUAUGGCGGCGUGCAAAGUGACCCGUGCCCAGAUUGAGGAGACGCUGCGUAUUGAGCAGGCGUUACAACCGCAGGAGCAACCCAAAGAGAAAGAGAAGAGUCAACUGGAGUCACCCCUGGAGGAGAAUGUGAAUCGCCUCAUCCCUGAGGAAGGUGCAGUGGACGCUAGAUCCAUAGAGGAUGCCAUUGCUGUGCUCAGCACAGCUGAAGAGCUCGACCGCCACCCCGAGCGCAGGGUGAAGGCAGCGUUCGCCGCGUACGAGGAACUGAACAUGCCCCUCCUUAAAAAAGAGAACCCCAACAUGCGGCUGUCGCAGCUCAAACAGCAACUGAAAAAGGAGUGGAUGAAGUCGCCAGAGAACCCCCUGAACCAGCGCUUUGCCAACUACAAUGCCAAGUGAACCAACUUCAGCAGCAGCUAACACAAAACUGUUACCUAUGCAUUUUGGACCUUACAAUGGAAGAUGCCUCCAACCUAGAAUUAUUCCCUCAUUAUGAAUACGUUGCUGGAAAAGCUGCACUCAUUCCCUAGGAAGGACCUCUGAUGCAAGGAAUCACCUUGGGACUUCAGCUUGUUUCAUUUAGAGGAGAAGCAAAUUCCCCCCAUGUUCCUGAUGAUUUUUCUGUUACUGUGAAUUCCCACUUGUGAAGCAUCUCAGUGGUUUAUGGAUUUUAUUCCCAUUAUCAGUUUUUCACACUUAAAUUGAAAAAGGGGGGGGUGUGACAGAAGUUUGAGAUUAAAAGUAAUUUAUUACAGUUCACAAUACUAGCAUCUAAUUGUUUCUGAGAGUGAGACUACAGGUAUGUUGCUCUGUAUAAGAGCAUCUGCUAAAUGACUAAAAUGUGGUCUGCACUCUUGCUAUAGUAACCACCUUUUUAAAGGCCCAAUUGAGUUGUUUUAUACAAAUAUGACAUUUCUGGGUUACAAUUAAGUAACUUACUGUACUAGUUUUCCAUUAAAAUUGUAAAUUAUGUUAAGCAAAAUUCUCAGACUUUUCCUAGGACUGUCUGGGAGUGGUCUGAGUGGGGAGGGGAAAACUCAACUAGCUGUUUGGCUCUCUUUGUUAUUGGUCUAAUUUACGGCCUGGUGAUGACCCAGGCAAGCUGAAAAUCCCUCCCAUGCAAACCUGCUGCUUUUAGAUGGUCUUGUGUAUAUUGUAUUUUCAACCAGCAAUUAUCAGGAAAUUACUUAUGAAAUGUUUUAUACUUUUACAGUGUUAGUUUCAUCAGCUGUUGUACAAUAUGAUAUGAAACAUACAAAAUUAGUUGUCUGCACCGGGCCUUUAACCCUUGAUAAUGAACCACAAAAGAAAAUAUCAUGACCAGAGCCAGCUGUGGACUUAUAAGAGCACUGCCUUGUCAUAAACUAUUUUCAGCGCCAUUGGAAAUGACUACCCCUUUACCUAUGAUAGGAUGGGGAACAGGUGCAACAAGACAUUAACAGGGCCUUAUUAGGUGUACCUAGGGUUGCAAAGAGUCGAAAACUUGCUGGUAAAUUUCCAUGGGAAGUUACAGUAAGCCUGGGAAUUUAGGGAAUUUAACUUAAAUUCAUCAAAAAAGUUAGCUUAUUACAGUGAACCUUUUUUUGUGGGAUACACAAGGCAAUUCUAGGUCUUGUGGCAUAUUUUGGUUGAACUAUCCCCAAUUCAAUGGAAUUGCAACCCUCUGCAUGCACAGUGAAUUCUUCCAUCAAAUGUGCAGUGCACUCUUCCAUCACAUGUACAGCUGAUUCUCUAGCUCUUGCACACUGAGAUGCUAUUAAGCCCACAUUACUACACUGUCUGAGCCAAGGACUACAUGCUUUCUGUUAAGUUUUGAAUACAAUACUGGGUGGGGUGGAUAUAUUUGGACAAUUUUUUUAAAUUUAUUUUCUAGCUAGUAAGUAGCCCACAGCGAAGUGUGUUUAAAUCAUUUCUAACUUAACAAUUUCUGAUAGUUUUUGCUACCAUGUGGGUUUAAGCUUGCUUGUGCGUGUUAACUGAGUGUUAAUUCACCUGUUUCCACACAUUUCAUUUUAAAACAUUUAUUUUAGUUUAAGUUGUUUAAUCUAACUGCUUAACUAUUUAUCUGUACAUGGAAUUGUAUUAGGGUUUUCCAUGUUUUUUUCCUAAUCUUUACAGGAAAAUGCCACGGACACUAUCUGAUGUGUGGUGACAUUUCACUGCAGCUAAUGUAAAAGGAAAAGCUGUGUACAUUUUGCAAAUACUGUGCCAAAUCAUAUGUGAAGAAUGCAACAAAGAUGCAGAAUCUGGUCAAUUGCAUAAAGUUCCCUCAACUUCUAUUUGAGGUGAAAAUGAUUUGUUGGAUACCUUAUCGAUAGCAACAGCUCAUGGUCCUCCUGGAAUCAGAAGUGUUUUUGACGCAAUAGAGGAAUGUAGUCAGAUAUGCUGAUGAUUGUCUUGCUCGAGCUGUGUAUUGCAACUGGUUCACUGAUGCUCACAGGCAAUGUGUAUUUGAAGAGAUUUCUGAAUGUUCUUCACCCAGCAUACACCCCUCCAACCAGACAUGCUUUUAUCUCCUUGUUUGAUGGAUACAGAUUUCAAGUGAAGGUCAAGCAAAUCAGAGAUAGCAGACUAUUGCAAUCAUCUCUGAUGGGUGGUCGAAUGUUUGUGGGCAAGGGAUAAUUAACUACAUCUCUACCCUUCAACCAGUAUUCCACAAGAGCACAGACACAAGAGACAACAGACGCACCGGUCUCUACAUUGUAGAUGAGCUGAAGGCAGUCAUCAAUGACCUUGAACCACAGAAGGUAUUUGCACUGGUGACAGACAAUGCUGUGAACAUGAAGGCUGCUUGGUCUAAAGUGGAGGAGUCCUACCCUCACAUCACACCCAUUGGCUGUGCUGCUGACAGGUGUGGCAUAUCAAGAAGCUGAUUCAGCAGCAUGAUUAUUAACAGUGCAGGUAUGGCACAACACAAUGUAUGGCACAACACAAUGACAUCAAUGUUAUAAAUCUAAUGUUGUAUCGGCUGUUCGCGCUGUAGCGGAUGAAUCACAAUUAGUUGGGUAACAGAUAAUUAAGAUGUUUUAGUUGCAUAAUAUGCUUAUGUGAAAAACGUCAUUAGAAUGCAUCCCUUUGGACUCUAGUGUUGGCAGUUGCACUUUUCCCUCAGCUAGGGCUCAGUCACUUGGGGCCCAGAGAGGGGAGAGGUCAGAAUGGAACAUUGUCUUCAUAUGUGAAUGUGUCUUUACCUAUUCUUCAACCAUGUGAAGAGAUGGCGUGAUUAAUGGGGAACCAAUUACUUGUCUCCACAAUGUCUGUGCGCAAGUCACUCCCCUCAUUGAGCUUGUCCAGGAGUGGGGUCAAGAGGGGGUUUACUUGAGAUAGGAGUUUCUAGAGUUGAUAAUUGAUAUAUGCCAUUGGAUGAGUUGCUGUUUUUUUACUAUGCAGUACCAGGAACGAGAUUAGAACCUCAUCUUAGGGACCAAACUGAACGAUAAUUUAUAGCGAAUGCUAUCUGGCUAUGGGAUACUCCUCAAGUAAAAGUCCUUAUUUGUGAACAGUUCCUAGAUAUCUGUGGUUUGUCAUGUCAAAGUGGGGUGGAUCUUUGCUAAAAAAAAAAAGAUCUCAGUAGCCAUUGUGUUGACACUCAACGGUUCAUUAGAAAUGGCGAAUCUUUGAAAGUCAAGUGCUAAUGCAAAGCUCUUAUUAUUAAAGAUGUAGUUUAAGUAUAA
Oncorhynchus masou masou (cherry salmon) is the source of this 4059-nucleotide messenger RNA. Its product is annotated as coiled-coil domain-containing protein 124-like. Gene Ontology annotation, biological process: transcription by RNA polymerase II. NCBI's taxonomy places the organism in Eukaryota, Metazoa, Chordata, Actinopteri, Salmoniformes, Salmonidae. Gene Ontology annotation, cellular component: nucleus. Bases 113 to 784 code for a protein of 223 amino acids. The transcript is spliced from 5 exons. The record is from RefSeq and is a predicted model, not a curated record. Gene Ontology annotation, molecular function: transcription coactivator activity.